UUACUUAUCCUCUACUUGUUCCAAACCUGUGUGAGUUUCUUCUGCUGAAUGGAAAUGAAGAGAAUAGGCUACAGGGUCAAAAACAGCCACACUCUUAAAAAUGAUGUGUUAAAAAUUUACACAAAAUAUGUGUUAAACAGUUCAUAACACAUUUUGUGUUACUGCAGACACAUUGUGUGUUAAUAUUGUGCUUAAGUGUUUACACAAUGACUGUGUUAAACACAUUUAAACAGUAUGUUGGAAUAAAAUACAUUUUUGUCUGGAGUCAAAUGGCACUGUGCUAUGUGUUUAUGUAGUUUAUUUAUCAUAAUGGUAAUAUAAAAUAAGCAUUUGUGAAAAUGUGGCUGAAAAUUCUGUAUUUCGGGAUUUAUGCUGUGUAUUUGUGCACGCGCAUGCGCAGUGACGUUCUUUUUCAACCGUCGCUCUCCGGGAGCUCUGUCGGAUAAUGCAUCUCUCUGCCUCAGGUGAGUGAAAUUAAUUAAAAUUCGGCUACGAUAGUAAAUAUUUCUUCCACUCUGCGUGAGAAUGUUUUGUGUUAGUUGUCCAGGAAGUUAUUUUUGUUACUUUUAUUAUGUCUCCAUGUUUCAUACUCCAAAUACACGGGUGACUUGGCAACUCGGUCAUGUACCAUUAACUUUAGCCGCCUAAGCUAACGCAUCUGGCGCGUCUUUUGCAAAGCUGCGUUGGCACUCGGCAGAAUUGUUAAUAAUAAGUUACAUAUUUAAGGUGAAAGACUGACCCUAAAUAUGUAUUGCAUUUUGGUAUGAGAGUUGCCGUCACUUUAAAAUCUCCGGCUUCGCGUCACUUUAAAGCCUCCGCAUCACUGACACUGGAGGUAAAUUAACGAUACCGGACACAAUUUAUACAUUAACGUUUUAAUCAUAAUGUUAUUUGAUAUAAAACAUAAGAUGCCGCUUUGCGGCAGGAAUUUGAACAAGAAUGCCUUUCCAUAACAUUAGUUUGGCGCUUUGUACAGACACCAAAUGGCGCCGCUGUGUGAGCAAAUUCAUAAACAAUAUCUAACGUUAAAAUAUGAAGAUCUUUAUUGUAAUUAACAUUGCGCGCCAUUUUGUGCUAACCGACUAGUCAUAUACUAUUUAAAAUGUGCUUUUUAUUGUCAUACUCAUUGUUACAUGUGUUUGUUUUCUCAUUGUGCUUGUAUAUACAUGGAUUUCUCUCUCUUUUACUUAGAUGAUGGAAGUCGAGGAGCAAAUUACAGUCACUUUAACAGUUUUACACCGAGUUCUUGCAACUGUCUUCAUAGACAAAAAGGAAAUUUGGAGAAAACUAUUCACAGUUGGCAGUGUUGGAGAUCUGAUAGCCUCAGUCAAACCUGAACUGUCUCAACAACUAUCUCUUGAUCGAAUAUUGAAAUUUGACACAGAUUUUCAAGAGUUCAUUGACACUGAUGUAAAUGCAGGAGUACAGGAGCUUGACAAAUUUCAAAUGUAUUAUAUUGCAAGCAACACCCCGGACUCAUUAGAAAGAAGUGUGCACUUAUUACAGUGUCCUUUAACAGAUUCAAUUCAGACUGGCACCACAACUAGUUUGCUGACGCUGCUUGAAGAAAAAGCCCCUACAAUCCUGAGAGAACAUGAAGAGACUAAGACGCUGUCGAUUUCCUCAAGAAAGAUUCUUGUUAAAGUUGCUGUCAGUGACCUUGUAGAGAAACAUGGAUUGUGAGUAUGGUUUGUUUAUUCCACGUAAGGUGUAUUUCUUUGCAAAUUCAUUAAAUUACAUUUAUUUAAAUAAGUUAUAUAUUAAAAUAAAUUCUACAUUUAAAAAAAUGUUUUAAAUAAAUAAAUUUAACAAUCAGUUUAUCCCAAUCAAUUCUAAAGUACCACUGUUUAGUCAGUUUUUUAUGUUUGUGAAGGAGCAAUUUGUGCAACUGUAUUUUUAUUUUUAAUUUUUUACUUUUUUUAGCUAUCCAUCUGGUACAGAAAAGCUGGCUCUAGCAAAAGAGAUUGUGUCAUUGUUCCCCUCGUUAAGGAUUCAGGUGCCCUUUGGGGAAAAUGAGGGACAUGUAAGAAUGUUUUUUACAAUAUAAACUGAAUUGUUUAGGAAUGUGUAUGCAAGUUGCUCAUGUAUACUUGACUUUAACUAGUUCUGUUUUUGCAUUACCAACAUCAGGAGCAUUUUUUUGAUGGGCCAUCACACAGUGGAUUUAUUGAAAUGAGAUUACGUAACAUCAGACGGAAGCUUCAACAGAGCCAGCGGGUGUACAGUUUGAAACGUCGUCAUUGUACACCGCAACCUUCUUUACCAAGUCCAGAUGAAACUGUACCAAGUGAGUGGUUGACUCUGAUAAAGAGGAUGCGACCAUCACCAGAGAAUUCAUCAUCAAUAAAGACUGCAAUCAAUCAAACCUUCAGUUACCGAAGGAGAUGGAUAACAACAAAAUCCCCAACUGUUGCUGAAAUCUUCAAGGAAUAUCCUAGAUUUCUUGACAUGCCAGCUUUGAUGGACAUUGAAUUUUCCAAGCUCACCGAUGGGAAAGAAGACUUGUUUAUCCGGAAAUGGGAAGGGACGAUAAUUCCAAGACUCAAGGAAAUAGCAUCCUUGGAGAAGAAAAAUGACAUCAGACACUUACAGGAGAAGGCUGAGAAUCAGCAUGAUGGUAUGAGUUUCAGCCAAAAUGUCUGUUGCAUGUGCAUACUUUUCUAAACAUAGGUUAAAUGAGAAAAUUUUAUGUGAAUAUUGAUAUUCUAUUCAAGAUAAAAUAUUAAUUCCAAAAAAAUUUUUAAUUUUUUUUUUUGCAUGUGACCUGUAUCUUCACUUCAAGAUGAACUGUGUUACACUAUGUUGAAGAUCCUUAUUCAUCUUCUUCCACCCACUGCAUCUGGGAGAAGUGUUGCUGGGAGUAAAUGCUGUGUGACUUCUGCUGUGUCCUACCUGUUGGAGCAAGUGCCGGUAUAGUUUUAUUGUGUUAGCUUGUGAUAAAUAAAAUUGUUUUUAAUGGAGCAACAUUUUCUAAUGCUUUUCAUUGUUUCAUUUUUGAAGGCUGGUACCAACGUUACAUCUUUGCUCGCUGAAUCCAUGAAUGGGACCCUGAAGUCAGCUCAGCCACAGUUGGUUUCCAUCGGUUCUCUAGGACAUGGAUCCCAGUACGUAAUUGUGGCAAAGAAUGACUCUUUUGCUCUUCCACUUGAUGUUGAAAGCCUGACCUGUGCUGUAGACAGACUUUUCAAAUUCUACUGGCUGUGCAACCUUCAGUAUCCAUGCCAACUGUCUUCUGUUUUUUCUUUUUUUGCGUAUAUAUAUGACCUGUCUUUGUCCCAGUCAUCUUGCAAACGAUAAAAGGUCAUGGAAUUGAUUGCUAAGGUGCAGUCUCGUACCUAAUUGAAAUAAGCAUGUACACCUGUCCAAAGUGUCUUCAAAAUGAUUUUGUUGAAACAAAGGGGUUAAUUUGGCAUUUAAGGGAAGUGCAUGCACUCUCUGAUAGUUACAACCUAACUUUAAUUUGUAGUCAAAAUGGUUGCCCAAGAACUUAUCAUAAUUUCAAUUCCUUUUUAAAACAUCUGAACAGAGAUCAUUUUAAAACGAAUUCAUGCCCUUCUGAAGAGUCAGGACAUACAAAGAACUUAGAUUUAUCCUAUCAAAUUGAUGAAAGCAGAAUAAAUAAUUUUGAGGAUAAUGUCCAAAUGUCUAAAACAGAGCUAGUUCCUCAGAGCAGUUUAAACCUAAAAGACUGUGCUGCAGCUUUUGCUGCCAGCAUGUAUGCCUCUUCUAAUGUAACUUAUACUGAUGUUCAAAAAAGUAUAACCUGCACAAAAGAAGUUAUUGAUCGUACCUUAGGUCAUUUGCAAGAAAAGACUAAUACUUUACUUAAGAACUUGGCAGUUCCGCUAGAUAGUGCUGAAGUUCAAACACUUAUGAAGGAUUUUGACUAUGCUAGAAACAUGUUUGGUGACAUAGAUACUACAUUUAAACUAACUAAGUACUUUUCUGACAAAUUUUCCUUUGAGAAACCAACAGAAGUGUUUCUUGGUCACAGAUUAGAUUGUCUUAGAAAGAAUGGGGGGAAAAGCCAGGCGCUUGUGCCUGUCACAUGUCAGUACAUCUCAAUAAUUAACACAAUUAAAUUUUUAUUUAGUUGUGACAAAAUGCAGAAUAUGUAUAUGCAGUCUUGCGGUGAACGAGAUACAAUGCAUGAUUAUUGUGAUGGUGCUCAAUAUUCUAAACAUCCUCUUUACCGAAACCAUCCAAAUGCAUUACAAAUUCAGUUAUACUUCGAUGACUUGGAAACAACUAAUCCUCUUGGAUCUAAAACAAAGAUUCAUAAAAUGGGGGCUGUUUACUUUGCUUUACGAAAUGUGCCGUCAGAAAAAAAUUCUGUACUUUCCAAUAUCCAUUUAUGUCUCUUAUUUAAUUCUAUUGAUAAAGACAUUUAUGGUUUUGACAAAAUUUUGGAACCUCUUAUAACAGACUUAAAAGAAAUUGAGCAGAAUGGUAUAGAGGUCAAACUACACGAUAAACAUCAAUUACUUUUUGGAACAGUCUGUUUGCUGACAGCGGACAAUCUUGCCUGUCACUCACUCUGUGGCUAUGUGGAAAGUUUCUCUGCAAACCGAUUUUGUCAAUUUUGUCUAAUUGACAAAUCAAGUUCCCAGAUUAUUUUUGAUGAAAAUAAUACAGAGAGACGUACAAGGGAAAACUAUGCAUACCAUGUACAACUCAAUGAUGCAAGUGCAACCGGUGUCAAACAGAACUCAUGCCUAAACAGCCUACAGUAUUUUCAUGUCACUGAGAAUAUUGGUGUACACUGUAAUCCCGAAUAAGUUGACAAAACUCAAAAAAUUUGAGGUAA
Danio rerio (zebrafish) is the source of this 4807-nucleotide messenger RNA. NCBI's taxonomy places the organism in Eukaryota, Metazoa, Chordata, Actinopteri, Cypriniformes, Danionidae. The record is from RefSeq and is a predicted model, not a curated record.